AUGCCACAACUAAACCCCGCCCCUUGAUUUAUAAUCCUGUUUUUCUCAUGACUUGUAUUUCUAACUGUCAUCCCUCCAAAAAUUCUGGCCCACAAAUUCCCUAAUGAACCUUCCCUAACCACCGCCGAGAAAACAAAAACAAAAUCUUGAACUUGACCAUGAUACUAA
Salarias fasciatus (jewelled blenny) is the source of this 168-nucleotide messenger RNA. Lineage: Eukaryota; Metazoa; Chordata; Actinopteri; Blenniiformes; Blenniidae. The record is from the annotation of a RefSeq genome assembly.